This is a messenger RNA of Echinops telfairi (small Madagascar hedgehog), 3470 nucleotides long. RefSeq names its product periphilin 1 (gene PPHLN1). Gene Ontology annotation, cellular component: nucleoplasm. The coding region runs from base 36 to 1280 and encodes 414 amino acids. Lineage: Eukaryota; Metazoa; Chordata; Mammalia; Afrosoricida; Tenrecidae. The transcript has 10 exons. Gene Ontology annotation, biological process: negative regulation of DNA-templated transcription; negative regulation of gene expression, epigenetic; protein localization to heterochromatin. The record is from RefSeq and is a predicted model, not a curated record.
UAAAAAGCCGGAAGUCCAAUACAUCCAGGGCGAAGAUGAAUUUUGAGAGCACUGAAUCUCUCCCCAUCCUCCAGGGGACCGCUGGGACUAAUUCUCUUGGCAAACUCGUGGCCAGCCAAACUACCAUGCUCCACAUCCCUGUUAUCCAUGGUUACCGCCCAAGAUUGGCUAGUAGAAGAGAUGAAAUGUGGUCUGGGUCUGAUGGACGAUAUGACUAUGAAAGACUUCCAAGAGAACGAGCAGCCCCUCGAAGUCAUCCCAGUGAUGGCUACCAUAGAGUAGUUAAUAUUGUGCCAAAGAAACCACCACUGCUAGAAACACCUGGUGAAGGAAGCUACAAUAGAUAUUACAGUCAUGUUGAUUACCAAGCAUAUGACGAGGGCCGCAGUUUUUCUCAUGAUCGAAGAAGUGGUCCAUCUCACAGAGGAGAUGAUUCUGGUUAUAGAUGGCCAAGAGAUGAUCAUUCCGGAAGUCGCCAACCUGACUACAGGGAUGUGAGAGAUGGCUUUCGAAGAAAAAGUUUCUAUUCUUCCCACUAUACCAGAGAGCGGUCUCCUCAUAAAAAGGACAAUCCCUUUUUCAGAGAAUCACCUGUAGGCCGAAAGGAUUCUCCACACAGCAGGUCUGGGUCCAGUGUCAGCAGUAGAAGCUACUCGCCAGAAAGGAGCAAGUCGUACUCUUUCCAGCAGUCUCAACGUAUAAAGUCCAUGCGUGCCGGUGCCUCCUACAAACGACAGAAUGAAGGAAAGCCAGAAAAAGGUAAAGAGAGACCUGUUCAGCCAUUGAAAACUUCAAGAGAUACUUCCCCCUCAAGUUCAGCAGUCUCUUCAUCAAAGGUGUUAGACAAGCCCGGAAGGCUCACCGAAAAGGAACUCGCUGAGGCUGCAAGCAAGUGGGCUGCUGAAAAGCGAGAGAAGGCAGAUGAAAGUAACCUACCCGAAAUCGCUGAGUAUGAGACGGGACCCCCUGCACCAUUGUUCAUUGACCAACCAGAAGAACCUGAGUCAAAUGCAGCAGAUGGCAUAGAACUAUUUGAAGACAGUCAGCUAACCAGUCGCUCUAAAGCGAUAGCAUCCAAAACCAAAGAGAUUGAACAGGUUUACCGACAAGACUGUGAAACGUUCGGGAUGGUUGUGAAAAUGCUGAUUGAAAAAGAUCCUUCAUUAGAAAAGUCCAUACAGUUUGCCUUGAGGCAGAAUUUACAUGAAAUUGGUGAGCGGUGUGUUGAAGAACUCAAGCAUUUCAUUUCUGAGUAUGAUACUUCGAGCCAAGGUUUUUGAGAGCCUUUUAAGAAGAUUUUUUUUGCUCAAACUAAAGGAGGUUUCUAUAUUUUACCCCCUUGGAUUGUGUAAAUCUUUAAUAUAUGGAAUUUUGGGGGAUGAAGAGAGAUACUUUAUGAGAGUUGACCAAAUUUCCAAUGUCAAAUAAACUUCUAAAAUAGUUUAAGGUAUUUUCAUUAGAUUUUUAAAAUGUACAUGUAGAGACUCCUAAUCUGAACUAUUCCUGCCCUUUGUUUCCCCCUAAAAUGAUGUGUCGAUUUUUCAAGCUUAGGAACAAGCUGUUCUAGAGAACAGCUUUCUAUACUUACUCAUGUCUACAGUCUUCCACAGCGUCCAGUUGUUUGGUUCCAGGUGUGGAAUUUACAAGUUGGAGAUCAGCCCACACCAGUAGUCUUUUAUGCAUUUCAUAGUGAACAGUACCAUGGGAACAUGUUACAAUUCUGAGUUGUGGUUUAAAUGACUCGUUACUUGGCUUAUUUUGGGCUUUGUAACUUUUAAAUCUAUUGAUGUAUACUGUCCGAAUAAAUGGAGAAUUUGCUAACUUAGAUGAUACUUGCUUUUAGAAUAAUUCUCAUUCUGUCAUUAAAUUAGAAACUCUUUCAAAGGCACUUUAGGAUAAAACCUUUUGGUUGCUGCUGCUCUCCACUGAAUUACUCACUGUAUGUCCUCUUUUACAAUAAUCCUGACUACCCUCACUGGUGUGUCAUACAUAUACAAUAUGUAAAAGACUAGGGGCAACAGAAAAGGAAAGGCCAUUGGGAAUGAAAGAUGAGGUGAGGCAUAUUCUGAAUUUUGGAGCGUAUACUUUUAUUUUCCCCAUAUGUCCAUACUCCUCAUCUCAAGAAAUAAGAGAAUUGGUAAUAUGUCCAUCCAAGAGUGAUCCAUUUACAGAUUCUCUGUUAAUCUCUAUUUGUAGUCCUGUAAAUCCCCCUUUCCACUGCUUUUUGUACAGUGGCCUUUUGCAAAUGCUCUCAAAAAGAACUGUGCAGAGGGGUUAAUAAACCCAGCCGUUUAUGCCCCAUCAGCAGUCUCCAUAAACAGUGCUUCAUGAGUGCACUGUCCAAAUCACGAGUUAGUUAAGAAUCUUAACGAGUGGUUAAAAUAUUCUGCUCAUUUCCUGAUCACUUCCAGCAAUCUAGUGGCCCUUAGCCAAAAUAUAUACUUUUGUGGCAUGAGUUAGUGAGGAAACUUUAAAGAUCAUGUUUGUUGUGACUAUCCAGUUUCAUUACCCUCCCAUCCUCUUUCCAUUUCCCCUCUCUUUACACUUCAUUUCUGGCACUAUAUUUGGUGACCUCUAUUGAGAAUAUCUAAUGAACUACCCUGGAGUAAGGAAAGAUGCACAUUAAAAGUAGAAAUAAUUUUUUGACAGAUCCUCUAAUGGAUACCUCAAAAUAUGUAGUAUGUCACUUCACAAAUAUAAAAACCAAAGGAUAUCAAUUAGUUUACAUAUUUUCUUAAAUUAGAUCAACUUGAAUUUUUAUUUUUGCCAUUUAAAUGCUGGAUUUAACUUUUAUAAAGCAGAAGCCAAUAUUCAAUCCCCCAUAACUGAUACUUUUCACUGAGAGCAGCAGGGAUUGGUUAACCCACUUAAAAGAAAAAAAGAAGCUGAUUCCCCUCUCCCCUACCACCCCUGCCCCACUCCUGGUAUUUUUCUACUUUUCAAAUAUUCUAAUUCUAAUUCCAGGAUUAGGUCCCCUUAGUCAAGAUGCCCCACAUUUAAAAACAACUUUGAGAAACUACCCUAAGAGCACAGAAAUGUUCACUUUGAUGAAAUUCAUUACAGACUUGAUUUAUUAACACAUGCAUUUAAAGAGUAGGGUCAACCAAUAAUAGCUUACUGUCCUCUCCCCACCUCAAGUUACAUUCAGUAUGGAAAGCUGUGUAGAGCUUGCCUUUAGCAUUAUUUUGGUAGGCUUGCAAGUGUUAAAUCUGUUAUUUUUGUUAGUUUUUUUAAAGUCUAAUUUUAGGAUAGACAGCUUCAGGUGCAUAGCAGACAGCAUGUUUUGUAACUUGUUUUUGAUUAAAAAAUGUAGCUGUACAUGAUCCCUUGUUUGUCAGAGUAUCCCCAAUUGAUGUGGUAAAUUUUGCCUUGUUUUUCCAUAAAGCCUUGAUGAUCAACAGAGGGAAGCCGAUAUUGUGAAACAUUUUGUGAAUUUAAAAGUAUAAAAUAAAACAUCGGGAUUUAAAUAA